Molecule: messenger RNA, 1329 nt
Organism: Daldinia loculata
Lineage: Eukaryota; Fungi; Ascomycota; Sordariomycetes; Xylariales; Hypoxylaceae
Product: glutathione S-transferase
Exons: 3
Coding region: 112-1122 (336 amino acids)
Cellular component (GO): cytoplasm
Molecular function (GO): glutathione transferase activity
Source: RefSeq, a predicted model, not a curated record
UCUAUUUAACAGGCUAUAUACCCACGAGUUCGGUAUUGUUUCAGAAAGUAGUCAUCUUUCAAGAUAAUUUAUUUAGAAGUUUAUAUCAUUCAUCAUUGACAUUUCAGAAGCAUGUCUCAACCUAACCAAAUCGAAUACCAAAAGGAUGGUCGCUUUACCAGACCUGAUAGCACAUUCCGCGAUUUCAUCUCCGCAGACCCCAACUCAAAAUUCCCUGCUGAGAAAGGUCGCUAUGCGUUAUAUAUUGCUGGCGGCUGUCCGUGGGCGCAUCGCACCAACAUCCUGCGCUCUUUAAAGCGCCUUGAAGAUAUCAUUGACCUAUAUUACCUCAGCUCAUCCAUGGGCGACAAGGGUUGGUGGUUCGACGGCUUGAAUGGUAGUCUGUCGAAAGACCCUUUAUACGGCUUUACAUAUCUACGAGAACUGUACUUCAAAGUAGACCCCAACUUCAACGGCAGGUUUACCGUGCCAGUCCUAUGGGACAAGAAGACCGAAACCAUCGUCAACAACGAGUCUAGCGAGAUCAUCCGCAUGUUAUACUCUGCGUUUGACGCUUUCAUCCCCGAGGAAUUCCGGGAGGUUAACAAGCCUGGAGGCGGUCUUUACCCGGAACACUUGCGCAAGGAGAUCGAUGAGAUCAACGAAUGGGUCUACAACACGGUCAACAACGGCGUGUACAAGAGCGGAUUCGCCACCAAGCAGGAAUCCUACGAGGAGAAUGUGUACCCCUUAUUCAAGUCGCUCGACCGUCUUGAGGGCAUCUUGGCCGGCCACGGCAAGCCCUUCCUACUCGGGGACCAGCUCACCGAAGCCGAUGUGCGCCUGUACCCAACGAUAGUACGAUUCGACGCCGCGUAUUACACUGUGUUCCUAUGUAACCUCAAGAGUAUCCGCCACGACUACCCGCACCUGAACAAGUGGCUACGCCGGCUUUACUGGGACGAGGGCAGCAAAGUGACCGGUGGUGCCUUUCAUAAGACUAGCGCCCCGUGGAUUAACUUGUAUGCUCAAGGAUACGCGACCGCGAGGGCAAGGGUCGCUAAGAUCGAGGGCCCUAUCAUUAUUCCUCGGGGUCCGGCAGUGCCCGUCGAACCCUUGGCUGAGAAUGAGAAGAUAUGGUGAUCAUACCAUGCAUUUGAGCUAAACCAAUAGCUGUGGAAUAUUGAGGCUCGGAUUAAAAGGUCCAUAAUUGGGCCAUAGGCCUGAAUAAUAUUCACGUCAAUUUUUUUUGUUUCACUUCUCAACGAAAAUUCAAGUUCAAGCGCAUCUUAGGUGAUUUUCAUCCCGUAUACUGGGGCUCGUGAACCCCAAUACUUCUCACCAUUGGAU